AUGGAAGCCCCUCAAUCGAUGAGAUUUUCUGUUCAAGAUCCUUACGCACUACAACCUGGUGAUCAUUCUGGUUUGGUGUUGAUCUCUCAACCAUUACAAGAAGAUAACUAUGCAUCUUGGAGUCGAUCAAUUCGCCUAGCGUUAAGUGGAAAGAGAAAAUUGGAAUUCAUAGAUGGAUCCAUCGCUAAACCAGAUUCAACAAUCGACCCUGUGCUUGCUGAAUCGUGGCAAUGCACGAAUAAUAUGGUUACAACUUGGCUUCUAAACUCUAUUUCAAAGGAUAUUGCUGCUAGCGUGAUCUAUGCUGGUUCUGCAGCUUUGUUAUGGCAAGACCUAGAAACAAGAUUCUCUCAAAGCAACGGUCCAAGAAUCUUUGAGCUGAAAAAGGCUUUAGUUACCCUAACUCAAGGUAAUCUCUCUGUUUCUCAGUACUUUACCAAAUUAAAAACAAUUUGGGAAGAAUUCAACACAUUUCGGCCACUUGCAAUGUGCACAUGUGGAGGAGCAAAAGCCUUCCAAUCUCAUCUUGAUCAAGAACACGUCUUGUUCUUUCUAAUGGGCUUGAAUGAUUCCUUCUCCAACAUAAGAGGUCAAAUUCUGUUAUCGGACCCCCUUCCACCUAUCUUGAAGAUUUUCUCUUUGGUUCUUCAAGAAGAGCGACAACGCGCUAUUGGCAUGGCAAAUUCUAUUCCAAUACCUCAACAAGUCGCUUUUGCUGUGAAGCCCGCUCCUGCAGCACAUCGAGGGUACAGUCAGAACAAGCAAAGGAAUCAGGUGAAUCUUGUUGGUGAAACAAUAUCUGAGCAAGAGAAGGAGCAUAUAGCUAACAAAGACUUUGGGUUUUCUCUCACAGCAUCUCAGUACCAACAACUCAUGAGUCUAUUGCAAUCUCAACCAACGCUUUCCAGUAAUGACAAUCCUGAGAUAUGUGCAGGUGCUACCACCCAUAUAACCAAUGUCUAUGCCUUACUUAAUAAUCCAAAAUCAUUGUCAAACCAUUAUGUCUCAUUACCUGACCAUACUAGAAUAUGUGUUGUUGCCAUGGGUACCAUUCACAUAAAUAAGUCUUUGGACCAUAUUUUCAAGAGGGUGAUUGGCAAAGGUGAUGAGUGUGGAGGUCUGUUCUUGUUGGAAUCUCCUCACCAUCAACUCUUCAAUUCUGUCAAACACUCCAAUUCUUUAGUUUGUCAUGUAGAUAGUUAUACUUGGCAUGCAAGAUUAGGUCAUGUGUCAGAAAAUGUGUUUGUAAAAUUGAGUCAGUUUCUUUCAAAUAAUCCAUUGAAACUUGAUCACUCAAGAUGUGAGACUCCUACAUAUAAUAAAAUGAGAUAUUUUCUUACAAUUGUUGAUGAUUAUUCAAGGUUCACUUGGACUUACUUACUGAAGCAUAAAUCUGAUGCAACAAAUUUUUUGAUCAAUUUUAUUUCUCUGGUUGAGACACAAUUCAAAGCACAGGUGAAACAGAUCCAUUCAGACAAUGCUAAGGAGUUAGCUCUCACUGAUUUCAUGCAACCCAAAGGAAUACUCCACCAAUUCUCCUGUGUUGAAAGACCUUAG
Molecule: messenger RNA, 1557 nt
Organism: Arachis ipaensis
Lineage: Eukaryota; Viridiplantae; Streptophyta; Magnoliopsida; Fabales; Fabaceae
Product: retrovirus-related Pol polyprotein from transposon RE1
Biological process (GO): DNA integration
Molecular function (GO): nucleic acid binding
Source: RefSeq, a predicted model, not a curated record